Messenger RNA from Silurus meridionalis, 14875 nucleotides. RefSeq names its product ryanodine receptor 2b (cardiac) (gene ryr2b). The record is from RefSeq and is a predicted model, not a curated record. Gene Ontology annotation, cellular component: sarcolemma; smooth endoplasmic reticulum; Z disc. Gene Ontology annotation, biological process: calcium ion transmembrane transport; intracellular calcium ion homeostasis. The transcript has 102 exons. NCBI's taxonomy places the organism in Eukaryota, Metazoa, Chordata, Actinopteri, Siluriformes, Siluridae. Gene Ontology annotation, molecular function: ryanodine-sensitive calcium-release channel activity; calcium ion binding; protein binding.
UCUUUUCUCUCUGCGAUGUUCUCAGUGUUGUCACACACCUGCAACUGAACAUUCUGCGAGCUCUUCUCUCCUGUAGCAGUCAACGGAUGAUGAUGGCUUCCACAGAUGGCGAAGAUGAAGUUCAGUUCCUGCGUACAUCGGAUGAAUUGGUAUUGCGCUGUUCCUUGGCUGUCCCCCACCAGCAGAAGCUCUGUUUGGCUGCAAAUGGUUUCGGGGGCCGUCUGUGUUUCCUCGAAUCCACUUCAAACUCCAAGAAUGUUCCAGCAGACCUGUCGCUGUGUGUUUUCAUGCUGGACAGGUGUGUGUCAGUGCGAGCUCUGCAGGAAAUGCUCACCAACCACGAGGACCCACACGCAGGGUCGGCUGAGACCGCAGGUCAUCGCACUCUCCUUUACGGCCAGGCACUUCUGCUCAGACACACCCACAGCAACAUGUAUCUAAGCUGUCUGACAUCCUCUGGCCUUUCAGUUGAUAAGCUGGCAUUUGAUGUUGGUCUUCAGGAGGAUGUAGCAGGUGAGACGUGUUGGUGGACGGUCCACCCAGCUUCCAAACAGAGGUCAGAGGGGGAGAAGGUUAGAGUGGGUGAUGACCUCAUCUUUGUCAGCGUUUCCUCUGAGAGAUACUUGCAUGUCUCAUGGGGUAAUGUAAAUGAGAAGUGUAUGAAUGCAAGUGUGGAUGCAGCUUUCCAGCUGACUCUAUGGAGUGUGGCUCCUGUGUCCUCUCUCUCGACUCAAGCUCAAGGUCACCUCAGGGGAGGAGACUGUCUACGUUUUCUACAUGGCCACACAGAUGAGUGUUUGACAGUUUCGCCUACUGGACACACACAGGACGAGCGCAGAACUGUUCAUUUUGAAGCUGGUGGCGUCUCAUCCCAAGCUCGUUCUCUGUGGAGGAUUGAGAUGUUGCGUGUGUGCUGGAGUGGGAGCCACAUACGUUGGGCGGAGCCAUUCCGUCUGUAUCACAUGACCACCGGAAAAUACCUGGGCCUGACCCCAGACCGUGGCCUGCUGCUCCUGGACAGAGAACACGCUGAUGUCAAGUCCACAGCCUUUUGUCUUCGCCUAACCAAGGAUGCUGGUCAAGAAUUCCCACCCUGUGUCCAGAAGAAAGAUGGAAUGGGAACACCAGAGAUCAAAUAUGGUGACUCAGUCUGUUUGGUCCAGCAUGUGGGCUCAGGUUUAUGGCUCACCUACCAGACCUGCAAUUCGAAGAGGAAAGAGACCCAGCUGCAUAAACAAGCCAUUCUACAUUCAGAAGGUCACAUGGAUGAUGGACUUACACUCUCUCGCUCGCAAAUGGAGGAAUGUAAAGCUGCCAGUCUCAUUCGAAACUCAACCCUGCUGUUUACAAGCUUUAUAUGGAGACUGGAUGAGCUUCAUCACAGAGCCAAUACUCCAGCGAUGGAUCUUCCAAUAGAAACGCUGCGUCUGAGCUUGUGCGAUCUAAGUGGUUAUUUCCGACUGCCUGACGAGCGCUGGAGUCAUGAGAGCAAACAGACCAGCAGCAGAGUGCUAAAGAACAGACAGAACCUGUUUGAGGAGGAGGGUGUAAUUACUUUGCUUCUAGACUGUAUUGAUCACCUGCACCUGUAUAGCAGUGCAGCUCAUUUUGCAGAGAGUGCUGGGAAAGAGGCUGGGGAUGCAUGGGAAGCUAUUUUAAAUGCCUUCUAUGAGCUUCUGGCGGCACUGAUUCGGGGGAACGAGAACAACUGCUCUCACUUCUCCAGCUCUCUGGACUGGUUAAUCAGCAGACUGGAGAAACUUGAGGCCUCCACUGGAAUUCUUGAAGUGCUGCACUGUGUGUUAAUGGAAAGUCCAGAAGCACUAAGUUUUAUUAAAGAAGGACAUGUUCACUCCAUCAUCACACUCCUACACAAACAUGGACGCAACCACAAGAUCCUGGAGGUGCUGUGUUCAUUGUGUGUGUGUCACGGUACAGCAGUUCGCUCUAAUCAGCACCUGAUCUGUAACACACUGCUGCCUAAGAGAGAUUUACUACUGCAGAGCCGCCUGGUCAAUUAUGUCACCAGUGUUCGCUCAAACAUCUACCUCUGCAUGGGAGACGACUCCUCCCAGUACAGGAAGUGGUAUUAUGAGGUGGUGGUUGAGAGGGCAAAGCCUUUUGUGACACCUGAGCCGACUCACUUGAGAGUGGGUUGGGCCUGUAGCGCAGGCUAUCACCCAUCUCCAACAGGAGGUUACGGCUGGGGAUCAAAUGGAGUUGGAGAUGAUCUGCAUUCAUAUGGAUUUGAUGGCCUGCACCUGUGGACAGGUGGCGUAGGUCACAGGGUCAGCUCGGCUAAUCAGCAUCUGCUGAGGGAAGAGGAUGUCAUUAGCUGUUGCCUCGACCUCAGUGCGGCAUGUAUUUCUUUCCGAGUGAAUGGGCAGCCUGUGCAGGGGAUGCUGGAGAGCUUCAACACAGACGCACUCAUGUUUCCUGUCGUCAGUUUCUCCGCUGGAGUCAGGGUACGUUUGCUGUUUGGAGGCCAGCAGGGGGAGUUUAAAUACUUGCCUCCUGCUGGAUUCUCACCAUGUGCUGAGGCUUUACUCCCCAGAGGGCGCUGCAGACUGGAGCUGUGUGAGGAGGUUACACGCGGUCACAGAAACGGCGGGCGUGAACUUUUAGGCCCUGUGGCAUCCAGUGAUCCUGUUGUCUUUACCCCUACACCAGUGGAUACCAAUCAGGUGAUGCUGCCUCCUCAGCUUGAGCUGAUCAGAGAGAAAUUAGCUGAGAAUCUGCAUGAGCUCUGGCUGUUAGAGAAAAGUGAGCAUGGCUGGACACAUGGGCUGGUGAGAGAUGACAGUAAACAGGUUCACCCUGGACUGGUGGAGUUUUCCAGACUUCCAGAUCAGGAGAAACACAACAAACUCCAGGCUGCGGAACACAUGCUAAGAUCCAUGUUAGCUCUUGGAGCUCAUAUUGGACUGUCUGAAGAACAUGCAGAGGUGAAGGUGAAGUAUCUCCAGCUCUCGAACAAGUAUGAAUUGUGGAAUGGUUAUAGGCCAGCUCCGGUGGAUCAGUCUGGCGUUUUUCUCAGUGCUGCUCAGGAAGCUCUGGUAGAAGCGCUGGCUGAGAACGAGCAUAACAUCUGGGCCAGAGAGCACAUUAGGCAGGGCUGGAGCUACGGACCACAGCAGGACAUUAAGGAGAAGAGGAGCCCUCAGUUGGUGCCAUUUUCACUGUUAGAUGAGAGAAGCAGAAAUUGUGUUAAAGAGCCAGCGAGGGAUAUGUUAGGAACUCUGCUUGGUUUUGGAUACACUGUUGAACCAUCAGAGCAACAGCAGUACCUGGGUCCUGACAUGAAGACUGCGAGUGAGCAGAGGUUUCGCAUAUUCCGCGUGGAGCAGACUUUUGCAGUGCAUGAUGGGAAAUGGUAUUUUGAGUUUGAGGCAGUCACUGGUGGAGAGAUGAGAGUGGGCUGGGCUCAAGUGGGAUGUCAACCUGAUAUGGAGUUGUGGUCAGACGAGCAGGCCUUCGUGUUUGAUGGCUCAAAGGGUCUGUGGUGGCAUGGCUGCACCAUCCCAUUUGGUCAUGUUUGGCAGAAAGGGGAUGUGACUGGCUGUUUGUUGGAUUUAAAUCGAAGAACUAUGAUGGUUACUUUAAAUGGAAAGCUACAAUUGAACAUUCAUGGUUGUGAAAUUGCUUCCAAAGGUUUCAAUGCAACUGUUGGCUUUGUUCCUGUAUGUUGUCUGGGUGUGAAUCAGGUGGGUUGGUUGAAUUUAGGCCAACAGGUUGACACACUGAAAUACUUCAGUGUAUGUGGGCUUCAGGAGGGCUACCAGCCUUUUGCCUGUAACAUGAGCAAAGAUCCACCUCUCUGGAUGAGCUGGAGAGAUCCCCUAUUUGUACAGAUACCAGAGUAUCAUCCUCGCAUACAGGUUAGUUAUAUUGAUGGGACGGUUAGCCAAGCACCAGCUCUGAAGGUCACCCAGCGGUCAGUAGGAUUAAAUGAGAGUCCAAGUACUGAUGUUGAGUUCUAUCGCCUGAGCUUGCCCAUAGAGUGUGCACACAUAUUCACCAAACCUAAAGAUGGCACAGUACCUACAGCUAGCAGUGUGACAUGCCACAUGAAGGAACCAGAAGAAGGAGAGGUGGAUUCUGACUUUGAAAUGUUAAUGAAGUCUGCCCACAAACACACAGGCAGUAGAGAUGAAUUUGACAGCCAUAAAGAUCAUGCCCAAGAAAAGCCUUCAAGGCUAAAGCAAAGGUUUCUUUUGAAGAAGAAAUCAGAAUUGAACACUAGUAGUUCCUCAGCCCGGCUACUGGAGGAGGUGCUGGCAAUCGAGAGAGACAGUGAUAACCAACUUGCCAACUGCACUAAGUACUACUAUUCUGUGAAGAUCCUACAUGGGCAGGAUCCAUCCUGUGUCUGGGUUGGAUGGGUCACUUCACAUUUCCGCUCUUAUGAUCAAACCUUUGACCCAGAGAGAGUGUGUAGUGUGACUGUCACACUUGGGGACCAAUGGGGCAAAGUUCUUGAGAGUGUCAAGUGCAACUCCUGUUACAUGGUGUGUGCAGCAGAGAGUAGUAGUCUUUCCAACAGCCGAAGUAGCAUGAGGCUGGAGAUUGGUUGUCUGGUAGACACAGCAACUGGAUUCCUUACUUUCACUGCUAAUGGAAAGGAGUUGGGAAUCUUCUAUCAGGUGAAACCAGGUUCUAAACUAUUUCCGGCAGUUUUUGUCAAAGCCACCAGUUCUGAAGUCUUCCAGUUUGAACUUGGACGAAUUAAGGGUGCUUUGCCAUUGUCUGCUGGUUCUUUUUGGAGGGAGGGGAAAAACAUAGAGCCUCAGUGUCCUCCCAGGGUUAAUGUUCAAUCCCUAAUACCCAUGAAGUGGACACGGCUUCCUGAGCAUUCCCCACAGGUAGAGCUGACACGACUUGAGGAGAGGCAUGGCUGGAAGGCACAGUGCACUGACAGUCUACAGGUCAUGGCCCUGCACAUCCCUGAGGAGGACAGGUGCAUAGACAUUCUUGAACUCUCUGAACUGAAAGACCUGCUUAAGUUUUAUGACCACACCCUCCGUCUCUAUUCUGCCCUAUGUGCCCAUGGAAACAUCCCCGUAAGCCAUGCCUUGUGUAGCCACAUUGACCAGUCACAGCUUCUGUUCGCAUUGCGCUGUUCGAGAAUGCCUGGGAAUUUGCGAGCAGGUUUCUACAACUUAUUAAUGACUGCCCACCUCAGUGCCCAUAGCAGUGCCAGGCAGGCUACCACCCAUGAGUAUAUUGUGCCAAUGACUGAUGCUAUGCAAACUGUUACACUUUUUAAAAACAAGACAAAGCAACACUGCCUUCCAGGAAGUAACACCAGCACCUCUUUGCGACCGAGAAUGCACUUCAGCUCACCUUGCUUUGUUAGAGCUAGCAGCAACAAUUCUAAUAAAUCUGAGGAUAGUUCCUGUCAAAAUAGUCCUGAAUUUCCACUUGACGUGUUAAAAGCUGUGCUGACAGCCAUGUUGAAAGAGGCAGUUCUUUCAGUCGGGAAGAAUAUUAGGGACCCUGUGGGAGGCAGUAUAGAGCUACUGCUUGUUCCUCUUCUCCAACUCCUCCAUACACUCCUCCUCAUGGGUGUAUAUUGUGACUCAGAUCUGCAGUGUGUGCUUUCCCUCAUCCUCCCGUCUGCUUACAUCAUGUAUGAGGAUGGAGAGAAUGAUAUAGAGGGGGAGGAGAAACCAGAAAGAGCCCUUGCUGACCAACAGACUUUGUUACAGAUGAAACUACCAGAAGCAGUUAAAGUACAGUUGUGUCACCUGUUGCAGUAUCUUUGCGACUCUCAGCUGCGUAACAGGAUCGAGGCCAUAGUGACCUUCUCUGCUGACCUUGUGGGUCUUCUCCAGGGCAACCAACGCUCUCGCUAUAUGGAAGUCAUGGAUGCAUUAAACAUGUCUGCCGCUCUCACUGCCCGCAAAACAAAAGAGUUUCGCUCUCCACCUCAAGAACAGAUGAACAUGUUACUAAACUUCCGGGACAAGGCACAUGAUUGCCCCUGCCCUGAGAAGAUUACAGAGUUGCUCUGGGAUUUCCAUCUGGACCUUAGGAGCCAUUGUGGACAUGAAAGUAUUGAAAUCUCUGGUACUGGGGUAGAUAAUGAGAAUCAGCCUAUCAGGAAUCGACUAAGAGACUUGGUGGACAAAAUAGCCCGCAUUAAAAGAAGAAUGUCAGGUGUUUUUGAAGAGGAAGUUGUGGUUAAACCAGUUUCUCUUCAGUGGCUGAUCUCAGACACUGUGAUACGUUGGGCUCAUGAGGGUCCAUUGGAGGACCCAGUUCUAGUACGGGCUGCAUUUGCGCUCCUGCACUGCCAGUAUGCUGGUUUGGCCGGCAAAAUGUCUGCUCCUUUGCAUAAAGCCUACUGCAUCACUCAAAAUUCUGUAGAGGACACACUUAGCCUGCAAGAGGCAUUGGGACGAAUUCGAUCACUACUUACAGCAAGAAUGGGCAAAGAAGAAGAAGAACUCAUGAUACAAGGACUUGGUGAUAUCAUGAAAAACAAAGUGUUCUACCAGCACCCAAACCUGAUGAGGGCACUGGGUAUGCAUGAGACUGUCAUGGAGGUGAUGGUCAAUGUCCUGGGCACCAGAGAAUCCAAGGAAAUUAGGUUUCCAAAGAUGGUGGCCCACUGCUGCCGUUUCCUGUGUUAUUUCUGUCGAAUCAGUCGCCACAACCAGAAAGCCAUGUUUGAUCACCUGAGCUACCUGUUGGACCACAGCAGUGUUGGACUUGCAUCCCCCUCCAUGCGAGGCUCAACCCCUCUAGAUGUGGUUGCUGCUUCUGUAAUGGACAACUACGAGCUAGCAUUAGCACUCACAGAGCCGGACCUGGAGAAGGUCGUCCAGUAUUUGGCAGGCUGUGGUUUGCAGAGUUGUACAUUGCUUCUCUCUAAAGGAUAUGCAGACAUAGGCUGGAAUCCUGUCGAAGGCGAGCGAUACCUGGACUUACUACGCUUUGCAGUCUUCUGCAAUGGUGAGAGUGUGGAAGAAAAUGCAUAUGUUGUCGUCCGGCUCCUGAUUCGCCGACCUGAAUGCUUUGGCCCGGCCCUCCGAGUAGAGGAAGGAAACGGUCUCUUGGCCACCAUGGAGGAAGCCAUCAAGAUGUCAGAAGAGGAGAACGGAGUGUGUUUUUUAAAAGCCUACCAGUCUAGUAGCACACUCAACAUUCUGGAUGAUGAUGGUGAUGUCAUCCACAUGGGUCACGCCAUCAUGACCUUUUACUCAGCUCUUAUAGACCUGCUGGGCCGCUGUGCUCCUGAAAUGCAUCUGAUAGAGGCCGGUAAAGGUGAGGCUAUUCGUAUAAGGGCCAUUUUGAGAUCUUUGAUCCCUGUGAAGGACCUGGAAGGAGUCAUCAGUAUCCCUUUCCCACUUCCUUUUUUGGAUAAAGAUGGUUGCAUGAUGGAGCCGGACAUGUCCAGGUGCUUUUGCCCAGAUCACAAGGCAUCCAUGUUACUGUUUCUGGACCGAGUCUAUAGUAUCCAGGACCAAAACUUCCUACUCCACCUCCUGGAGAAAGGCAUCCUGCCAGAUCUGCAAGCUGCCGUUAGCUUGGAAAGUGACGGACUGGGUGGUACAGACAUGGCGUUGGCUUUAAACCGUUACUUGUGUGGGUCCGUGUUGCCAUUGUUGAGUAAGUGUUCGUCACUGCUAUGUGGCCUUUCUCUGAUUAGGACAGGAACAGUGCAAGACUUCCUACAAGCACUUUACCAUCUUUCUAAAGCCAGCAGCCUUACCAAAGCCCAGCACGAUGCCAUCCAGACCUGCCUGCUCUCUGUGUGUGGAAAACUGAAGCCGUCCCUGUUGCAGCCCCUACUGCGAAAUCUCACAGUUGACGUCCCACAGCUGUCAGAGAACACCAAGAUGCCACUUAAGCUGCUGACAGAUCAUUAUGAGCAGAACUGGAAGUACUACUGCAUGGCUGGUGGGUGUGGUGGUUUUGGCUCUGCCUCCGAGGCAGAGCUUCAGCUGAGCAGGAAGCUGUUUUGGGAUGUUUUCAGAGCAUUGAUGAAAAAGCCGUAUAAUGCUGAGCUGUUUGAACUGUCCGUUGGAUGUCUGGUUGCUGUGUCCAGUGCUAUUCCUCCUGAUCAUGUCGACCAUUCUUGCACAUCUGGCCUGGACACACACUCCUCACUGGACUCUGAGGGACAUUUUUGUCCUCAACCUCUGGACACAUCCAAUGUAAUAGUGCCUGAUGGAUUGGAGCAUGUGGUAAAUAAAUAUGCAGAACACACACAUGAGAAGUGGUCACUACAGAAGUUUGCUAAUGGCUGGGUUCACGGAGAGCAGCUGUGCGAGAGCUCGAAAGUUCAUCCACUUCUGAAACCCUACCGAGCCUUAUCAGAACGAGAUAAAGAAAACUACAGAGUGGUCAUUAAAGAAACCGUGAAGAGCAUGCUUGUCUUGGGCUGGACCAUUGAGAGGUCAAAAGAGGGGGAUGCGAGGGACCUUCAUCACCUAUCCAGGAGGAUCUCUCAAUCUGGCCAGCUGUCAUUUGAGGGAACCUCUAUGUUCAGUCCCAAACCUGCAGACAUCAGCAGCAUUAUGUUGACCUGGGAUCAGUAUAAUAUGGCGGAACAGUUGGCGGAAAACUACCACAACCUCUGGGCCAAGAAAAAACUCCAGGAACUUCAUGCUAAAGGAGGGGGCAGUCACGCACUGCUGCUGCCGUAUGACUCUCUGAGUAACCGAGAGAAGAGUCGCAUCCGUGUGAGAGCGCAAGACAUCCUGAAGUUCUUCUGCGUCAAUGGAUACACUGUGUGGAGAGAGAGAAAACCUAUCGAAUCAGAUUGUCCUUUGGUCUCGGGCCGUUUUGCGUACCGUCUCCUCCAGCAGGCGCUCUCCUGUACUGAACAAACGCAGGAGAAGAUGCUGGAGCUUGAGGUUGCUCAGGCCAGAGGGCAAAUGGAAAAAGCUGAAAAAAUGUGGCAUGAGCAGCAGAUGCAUGUCUUCAUUAGGGUUUUACUGCCCCUAAUUGAUCAUUAUUGUAAAAAUCAUCAUUGCUACUUCCUGCCCAGUGUGAUGUUCUCUCUUAGCACCAUCACUCAUGCUUCUCAUAAAGAAAGAGAGAUGGUUUCUAGUUUGUUCUGUAAGCUGGCAGCUCUCGCCAGGCGCAGGAUUUCUCUGUUCGGUAAAGAUGCGCAGUGUGUGGUGAGCUGUCUGCAAAUCCUGGCAGGUUCCUUGGAUGCAAAGGUAAUGAUCACAGCCGAGUGUGUGCAUUCAGCUGUGCACUCAUUCUUUGAAGCUGCAGCAGUGGACUUGGAGCUGAUAGUGAACAGCGUGAGAAGGUUACAGUUUCGAGGAGAUGGAGAAAUGCUGACCUACAUCACCACUGCACUCAUUCCAGUUCUAACUUCGCUGUUCCAACAUACAGCUCACUGCCAGAGCUCAGCUGAACUCAUCGUGGAUGCAGUGCAGGUGUCCUGUUACAGGAUUCUCUGCAGUCUGUAUGCUCUCGGCACUUCCAGUAACACUUACAUUGAAAGGCAUAGGCCUGUUGUAGGCGAGUGCCUGGCUGCCUUGUCAGCUGCCUUCCCAGUGUGUUUCCUAGAGGUUUCCCUGGACUACAUGCGCAAUGCUCAUAAAGAAGGCAUAUCCAGCACAGCAGAAGAUUCCUCCAGGCCCCUCCCCUCUUUCCAGAAAGCACUGUCUGAAGUUGAAGACAUGCUGGAGGCGGAGUCAGCAGCUCGCCAUGCCCUUCUGUCCCGGGUCAUGGAGAUAACUGUUCCUAUGCUGUGCAGCUAUGUGUGUCGAUGGAGUGAAGAGGACAGUCAGUGGUCUGAGGGGCAGCACUCGCUAAUACCAUCACACACCAACACCCUGCUGGGACAAAUCCUCUCCAUCAUCCACGUGCACAUGGGCCGACAUGAGUGCACCUGGAUGAAGCAGAUUGCAGCAUUUGUUCGGCCAAUGGUUCAUAAUGCAGAGGCCGGUCUCCUGAUGAGUCACUUUCUUCCUCUGAUGGAAAAAUUAAAGAAGAGGGCAAAGUCAGUGCUGCAGGAGGAAGAGCAGAUGAAGUUAGAGAGGUGUGGUGAUGUGGCAGAGAUGGAGCUGGUUGUGCAGGAGAAGUUUGCGGUGUUGGUGCAGGACAUCUACGCUUUUUAUCCCAUUCUCAUCCCGUUUGUCGAGCAUCACAGGAUUCUCUGGCUAAGGGAGAUGAACACCGAUGCUGAGAGACUCUUCACACUGGUCGCUGAUGUUUUCAUUUUCUGGGCCAAAUCUCACAACUUUAAGUGGGAAGAGCAGAACUUUGUUGUGCAGAAUGACAUCAACAACUCAAGCUACCUGGUAGACAUUAUGAACAGCCAGGUGACAAAGAGAGUGUGUGAAGAAGACAGGAGGAAGGUGAAGAGGAGCAAAGAUGAGCGGUACUCCACACACACUUCUCUUAUCGUGGCCUCGCUGAAGAAGCUCCUAUCUGUCGGUCUGAACCAGUGCUGUCAGAAAGACCGAGACCUCGUUACUCUCGCCAAGAACCGCUUCUCUGAGAAGGAUACAGAGGAGGAAGUUAGAGCCUUCAUCUUCAUCAGACUUCAACAGGAUUUUUUACACACUUUACUGGACGAACGUCGUGUAGAAAGGGUCUUGGCUGUGGCCCGUGUGCUUUUUUAUCUAGAUCAGGUGGAAUCUCCUCAGGUCAGUAAGAGAGCUGUGUGGCAGAAACUGCUCUCUAAACAGAGGAAACGAGCUGUAGUGGCUUGCUUUAGGAUGACUCCAUUAUACAACCUGCAACGACACAGGGCGGUGAAUUUGUUCUUGCAGAGCUACAGGAAGAUAUGGGUGGAGGCAGAAGAUGACUUGUAUCAGGAGAAGCUUAUUGAAGAUCUAGCUAAAGCAGGAGAUAGAGGGAGUGUAGUGGAGGAAGAGAAACGAAGUGAGGGAAGAGCGAAAGGCAAAAAGAUCGAUCCUCUUCAUCAACUCAUUAGUCUCUUCCACCAAAGCGCAAUGACCGAAAGGAGCAGGAUUGAGGAAGACCCUCUAUACAUAGCCCACACUGACAUCAUGGUUAAGAGCUGCCAGGCUGAGGAUGAGUAUGCUCAUGACAAGAUGAAAUCCUUUGAGGAAAAAGAGCUGGAGAAACAGAGACUCUUGAACCAACAGGCCAGACUACACGAUCGUGGAGCUGCAGAAAUGGUUCUCCAGAGGCUCAGUGCCAGCAGAGGUACUCUUAUGAGCAUUUUAUUUUCUCUCAUAUUGCAUGAUUUUUUUUUUCUGUUUGGGUUCUGGUAGAAAAUGUUGGACUAUCUGAGAGAGAAAAGAGAUGUGGGAUUUUUUCACAGCCUGGCGAGCCUCAUGCAGUCCUGCAGCGUUUUAGACCUGAAUGCAUUUGAAAGGCAGCUAAAAGCCGAGUGUCUAGGAACGGCAGCUGAAGGCAAUGCAGGUGAUAAGGUUAUGGCAGAUGAGCCACUCACGUGUGAUCUCUUCCGCUUCCUCCAGUUGCUUUGUGAAGGACAUAAUGCAGAAUUACAGAACUAUCUGAGAAGUCAGACAGGAAACAAUACCACAGUAAAUAUAGUCAUCUCCACUGUGGACUACCUGCUCCGAUUACAGGAGUCCAUCAGUGACUUUUACUGGUAUUACUCUGGAAAAGAUGUGAUUGAUGAACACGGCCAGCGCAACUUCUCCAAAGCCAUCAGGGUGGCCAAACAGGUCUUUAACACACUCACAGAAUACAUCCAGGGUCCAUGCACCGGCAACCAGCAGAGUUUGGCCCACAGUCGGUUGUGGGAUGCUGUGGUCGGCUUCCUCCACGUCUUUGCUCACAUGCAGAUGAAGCUUUCUCAGGAUUCGAGUCAGAUAGAGCUGCUGAAGGAACUUAUGGAUUUGCUGAAAGAUAUGGUGGUGAUGCUUUUGUCUAUGCUAGAAGGCAAUGUUGUGAACGGCACGAUUGGCAAACAGAUGGUGGACAUGCUGGUGGAGUCAUCCAGCAAUGUGGAAAUGAUCCUCACAUUCUUCGACAUGUUCCUAAAACUCAAAGACCUUAUAUCUUCUGAUGCCUACAAAGAAUAUGACCCUGAUGGACAAGGGCUUAUAUCUAAGAAAGACUUCCAGAAGGCUAUGGAGGGCUACAAACGCUACACACCUUCAGAGAGGAAAUUCAUCUUGUCUUGUGUGGAGACGACCGAGAGCAAGCUCCUGGACUAUCGUGCAUUUAUGGCACGGUUUCACGAACCGGCCAAAGAUAUCGGUUUCAACGUGGCCGUCCUAUUGACCAACCUGUCGGAGCACAUGCCGCACGAUGCCCGGUUGCGGAACUUUCUGGAGUUAGCUGACAGUGUGCUCAGGUAUUUCCAGCCUCACCUGGGCAGGAUUGAGAUCAUGGGAAGUGGUAAACGGGUCGAGAGGGUGUACUUUGAAAUCAGCGAGUCGAGCCGGAUGCAAUGGGAGAAACCACAGGUCAAGGAGAGCAAGCACAAGUUCAUCUUCGGCAUCAUUAAUGAGGGAGGAGAAAAGGAAAAAAUGGAGCUCUUUGUGAACUUCUGUGAGGACACCAUCUUUGAGAUGCAGCUGGCCGCCCAGAUCUCUGGUUCCGACCGUGACGAGGAAAUGAUAGAAACCGAGAAGGACGGAGUGGACAAGAAGAAAGACGAGGACGAUAAAAAUCCUUCAAUAGAUAAUGAUGGCACUAAAAACGUGCAGAAAGGCUUUUCUCUAAACAUGGAGCUGAUGAAACAGCUUCUCCUGACUCCUUUUAAUGGCCUGAUGAUGAUAAUGUGCCUCCUUUCUAUAAGGAACAUGAAGAGGCAGAUAAAAAGGAUGACAGUGAAGAGUCUUAUUUUGGUUAUCGCUCACUUCUUCCAGAGGACUUUCUCAGUCGUUUGUCACGCUAUCUUAGGCACCAUUUGCUUUUUCCUUCACAUCCUUUACCUUGUCUUUCUCAGUGGUUGUAUUAUAGAGUUUGCCAAAGAGACCAAACUCUCAGAUUUUUUCAACAAUUUGUCAGAUCCGACGCUGGAUGAUGUCACAGGGCUAAACGAAGGGGUAGCCCAUGUGGUCAAAGGUCCAAAACGGUCUAUAUCAUCCCAGGGUGAGCUUCAAGCGAUGACUCUGGAUUUAUCGGCUGUGUCCAGAAACCCUCAGCUACUUACUGACAUAUUUGGUCUCCAGUUACGAAAGGAAGGUGGACAGUACAUGCUACUUAGUCAAGAUUCCAACACCAGCAUGAGUGAUGUAAUGGAUCUUUCUAAAAAUCAGGUUGUGGUGUCUGAGGAGGAUUUGGAAGAGGAGGAUGAAGAGAAGCACUCAGAGACUGAAAAAGCUGAGGGUGAGGAUGAUGAGAAGAAGGACAAGAGGAAAGUAGCUGAGGCAAAACGCAGAUCCAGGAGAAAGAGUUUGCACAAAGCAGCAGAGACUGAGGUUCAAGAAUCGUUGACGUGGAAAAUGAUCGACUCCCAGAAGGCAAAACUGCUCAAUUAUUUCGCCAGGAAUUUCUACAACAUGCGUGUGCUGGCGUUGUGCGUGGCCUUCGGGAUCAACUUUAUUCUACUCUUUUACAAGGUUUCGUCUACUGAUGCUGGCGAUGUGGCCCUGUCUGACCUCAGCGAUGAGAACCCUGUACAUUUUAUUCUGGGAGAAAGUGGUUACAUGAAGCCUGUCCUACACAUUCUGGCUGUAUUACACACUCUUAUCUCCUUCUGCUCCAUCAUUGGCUAUUACUGUCUGAAGGUUCCAUUGGUAGUGUUUAAGCGAGAGAAGGAGUUAGCACGUAAACUGGAGUUCGAUGGUUUGUAUGUCACACGGCAACCAGCUGACGAUGACAUCAGGGGCCAGUGGGACCGACUCGCCAUUAACACUCCAUCUUUUCCAAGUAAUUAUUGGGACAAGUUUGUGAAGAGGAAGGUGAUGGCCAAGUACAGCGAGUUGUAUGGCUCAGAGCGGAUCAGUGAGCUGCUGGGGUUGGAUAAAACAACACUCGAUUUCAGCUAUGAAGUCCAGAGUGGAAGAAGAGCAGCCCGAGAACUACUAAAUUCCAUUGAUAUUAAAUAUCAGAUUUGGAAACUUGGAGUGGUGUUCACUGACAAUUCCUUCCUCUAUCUUACGUGGUACAUGCUGCUGUCCAUUUUGGGCCACUACAAUAAUUUCUUCUUCGCUGCUCACCUAUUGGACGUUGCCAUGGGCUUUAAAACAUUGCGCACAAUCCUGUCAUCAGUCACGCACAAUGGAAAACAGUUGAUUCUGACUGUAGGACUGUUGGCUGUGGUGGUGUAUCUCUACACCGUCGUGGCCUUUAACUUCUUCCGAAAGUUUUACAACAAAACUGAAGAUGGCCAAUCCCUGGAUAUGAAGUGUGAUGACAUGCUGACGUGUUAUAUGUUCCACAUGUACGUGGGUGUGCGUGCUGGUGGGGGAAUCGGUGAUGAGAUCGAAGACCCAGCUGGAGACGACUCGGAGUUCUAUCGUGUUGUUUUCGACAUUACCUUUUUCUUUUUUGUCAUUGUUAUCCUCUUGGCCAUUAUUCAAGGUCUGAUCAUUGAUGCGUUUGGGGAGCUGAGAGAUCAACAGGAGCAGGUGAAAGAGGACAUGGAGACUAAAUGUUUUAUAUGCGGCAUUGGAAGCGAAUACUUUGAUGCUGUCCCUCAUGGCUUUGAGUCUCACACGCUGCAUGAACACAACCUGGCUAACUACUUGUUCUUUGUGCAGUACCUCAUCAAUAAAGAUGUGACGGAGCACACAGGGCAGGAGUCCUACGUGUGGAAAAUGUACCAGGAACGUUGUUGGGAGUUUUUCCCAGUUGGAGACUGUUUCCGAAAACAGUAUGAGGAUCAGCUCGGUUAAAUUAAGGACUUUUCUUUUUAAUAUAUUGUAAUGAAUGUAUUUUUUUCAUGCAUCAGGCAUUUGUAUUGACCUUGGUCACAUUGUGAAAACUGAUUACCAAAAUUAAACAUAAAAAAACA